UAUACCUACUUAUUCAGGUCAAAAGCAUGACAUCAUAGAAGCAAGCAAUAAUCUUAAUUUAACAGUGACUUUACCCUAUUUCUCGAUGUUAUUUGGUGUGUCUCGGAUCUUUUUGCAAGAAACCGUUUAAUUUGGUGUAUUAUUUAGGUAAAAUUGGUGAUAAGGAAUAACAUGUCCUUUUAUUACCAGGAAAGGCCGGCUGGGCCAACACCUCCGGGUCCACUGUCCAACAAGCUGCGCCUGUACCAUGUGGACAUGAACCCGUACGGACACCGAGUGCUGCUCAUAUUGGACGCCAAGAAGGUCCCGUACGAGGUCUGCAAGUUGGACCCUCUGCGGCUGCCUGAAUGGUUCCGAGAGAAAAAUCCCAGAUUGAAAAUACCCGUGCUAGAAAUACCAACGGACCAAGGAGACAAGUAUCUGUUUGAAAGCAUAGUCAUCUGCGACUACCUAGACGAGCGAUACACGAGGAACCCACUGCAUUCCCGAGACCCAUUCGUGAAAGCUCAGGACCGACUGCUCAUUGAGAGGUUUAACGAGCUGAUCAAGGGCAGUCUAGAAUGUUUUGACACAAACUUCGCUUUCGGCAAUGAACAGAUCAUACAAACCGUGAAUAUUUUUGAAAAGGAGCUGGAAUCCAGAGGCACGGUGUACUUCGGCGGAGACAGGCCCGGCAUGCUGGACUACAUGAUCUGGCCGUGGAUCGAGCGGCUGUACAUGCUGCGGUGUCUGAACCCGACCAAGUUUGACGAGAAACGCCACAUUUUUCCCAACUUUGCUGAUUGGGGUGAUCAAAUGCAGCUAGAUGAAGUAGUUAAAAAGCAUGCGAGCUCCCCAGAAGACAACUUUGAGUAUUACAAAAAUGCGCGUGCCCACUCUAUGGGCUACUAUUUAUAGGUCUAUAUUAUUAUUUGUUGUACACUUUGUAAGCUAUAUACCUUAUCGUAUGGUAUUUUACUAAACCUAGAACCUACAACUAACUUAGGUGCUACUAAAAAAACAAGCAAUCUUUUUAUAACGUUUUAAAUAUGUAACUGACAGUGUUCGUUUUUUAUUUUAGGUAAGAGCAUUAUUUAAGUAUUUUUUCUACGCACUUUUUUUUAUCACUUACAGUGACAGCCACGUAUUUGUGAAUUUCACGCUAAGCGUAAGUUAUAUUUUCUAUGAUUUGUUAAAAUCGUUUAUUAACAGCUAGUCUGAAAAUUUAAUUAUUUUUAUGCAAGUCUUUUUAGAAGGAA
Plutella xylostella (diamondback moth) is the source of this 1238-nucleotide messenger RNA. RefSeq names its product glutathione S-transferase omega 3 (gene GSTo3). Gene Ontology annotation, biological process: glutathione metabolic process. Gene Ontology annotation, molecular function: glutathione transferase activity; glutathione dehydrogenase (ascorbate) activity. NCBI's taxonomy places the organism in Eukaryota, Metazoa, Arthropoda, Insecta, Lepidoptera, Plutellidae. The record is from RefSeq and is a predicted model, not a curated record. Gene Ontology annotation, cellular component: cytoplasm.